AUGAGGAGAUUUAUUGCAUAUUUAUCUGCUUUCAAAAGAGAACAACAUUCAUUCUCUUUCAAUAGAAAUGUUAGGCCUUCACUUUCUCUUAGUCCAAGAACCUUAAAUCUGCCCAUCUCAUCAUUUCCCUUUACUUUUUUGCCCACUACUGUUAUUCCUAUGCACUUAUAUUGCUCUCAAGUUGCCUCAUUAGAACAGACAUUUGAGAAUAGUGGUAGAAGAAAUCGUGUUAGAGAGUGUGAUAUUGAUAAAGUUUGUGAAACUAUAAUGGGCAGCUCUAGGUUUUCGAAUUGUAAUCAUGAUAAUCAUAAUAUGGAGAAAGCCCUUGACCAACUUGGGUUAGAGCUUACUACUGACUUGAUCCUUGGAGUUCUCGAUAGGCUUCAUUUCGAGGAAAAGAUUGCAUUUAGAUUCUUCAUGUGGGCAGGGCAUCAAGAGAAUUACUCUCACGAGCCUCGUGCUUAUAACGAAAUGAUAGAUAUUUUGACUAGUACUAAAUAUAAGACGAAGCAGUUUCGAAUAGUCUGUGAUAUGCUCGAUCACAUGAAGAGGAGUAACAAGAAUGUAGUUCCUGUUGAAGUUUUGUUGACCAUUUUGAGGAAUUAUACGGAGAAGUAUCUGACCUGUGUUCAGAAAUUCGCCAAAAAGAAGAGGAUAAGGGUGAAGACGCAGCCAGAAAUCAAUGCCUUCAACUUGUUGUUGGAUGCUUUAUGCAAGUGUAGUUUGGUUGAUGAUGCUGAAGCAUUGUUUAAGAGCGUGAAGGACAAGGUUAAGCCUGAUGCUAACACGUAUAAUGUAAUGUUUUUUGGCUGGUGUAGAGUUAGGAAUCCGACUAGAGGAAUGAAGGUUUUGGAGGAAAUGAUCCAACUUGGCCAUUCCCCUGAUAGUUUUACAUACAUUACUGCCAUUGAUGCAUUUUGCAGAGCAGGGAUGGUGACCGAGGCAGCUGAACUUUUUGAGUUCAUGAGAACGAAAGGUUCAACUCUGUCUUCGCCCACAGCAAAAAGUUAUGCAAUUAUGAUUGGGGCUUUGGUCCGGAAUAAUAGAAUGGACGAGUGCUUUAAGCUUCUGGAGGAUAUGAUAAACAGUGGUUGCCUCCCUGAUGUUUCAACAUACAAAGAAUUGAUUGAAGUGAUGUGUUCGGCUGGGAAGAUUGAUGAAGCUUAUAGAUUUUUGCAAGAAAUGGGAAACAAAGGUUAUCCUCCUGAUAUUGUUACUUAUAACUGCUUUCUCAAGAUCCUCUGUGAGAAUAAAAAUAGUGAAGAAGCACUUAGGCUUUAUGAAAGAAUGACUGAAGUCGGUUGCUUUCCUAGUGUGCAGACUUAUAAUAUGCUGAUUUCAAUGUUUUUUGAAAUGGGUGAUCCUGAUGGGGCAUUUGAGACUUGGCAUGAGAUGGAUAAGAGAGGCUGUGCACAGGACGUUGAUACUUAUAUUGUGAUGAUUGAUGGGCUUUUUGGUUGCAAUAAAGUAGAGGAUGCAUGUUUCCUGAUAGAAGAUAUCGUGAACAAGGGAAUGAAAUUGCCAUAUAAGAAGUUUGACUCUUUUCUGAUGCAGCUUUCAGUGAUUGGUAAUAUCCGAGCCAUCCACAGACUCUCAGAGCACAUGAGGACGUUCUAUAAUCCUUCUAUGGCUAGACGUUUUGUGCUAAAUCAAAAGAGAAAAAGCAUGAGCGUCAGAGGGAAGUAA
This is a messenger RNA of Dovyalis caffra, 1686 nucleotides long. Lineage: Eukaryota; Viridiplantae; Streptophyta; Magnoliopsida; Malpighiales; Salicaceae. The record is from the annotation of a GenBank genome assembly.